AAACGGUGAAAGCUAACGUACGAAACCAGAGAGCAGCUAGGAUGCGAUCUCCCGAUCCUGCCCGUAAACUAUCUCACAACUCUUUUCUGGUGUCCGUUUUAAUAUUAUAACCUACAAAAUGGUUCCAAGAAUACUGGUAAUUUUCAACGUUCUGUCAAUUUAUUUAAUUUCUUGUAUAGGUUGUAGUGAGGUAGAAUAUUGUGCGCAACCCGAUGAAUAUAUGGAAAAUGGUAGCAAAUGCACAAUACAACGGCAUUUUUCAAAAAAAAGGUAAACUCAAUAAGAUAUAUCUUAUACGAUGUAAAUCCUCCAGAGGGAUUUAAUCUAAGAAGAGAUGUUUAUAUCAGAGCCGCAGUGUUUGUGAAAGAUUUAGCGGAACAAGACAACGAGUUCGAUUGGCAAUUAGUGUUACCACCAUGGGAGAAGCUAUAUCAUUGGAAAAGUCGGGACUUGGGAUCACAGUUGCAAAUACCAUGGGGAACAUUCUUCGAUAUCGAAAGUCUUAGGAAGUUUGCUCCUGUUAUUGAGAUGUACGACUUCUUGAAAGAAUACCCAUCAGAGCAUGGUACAACCAUUGUUGAUAAGUUAUACAUUUUACAAAAUGAUGAGGAGAUGUUUAAAACGGGCAAGUUUGAGGACAAAAAUGAAGUUGUUAAAUGCUUGUCUGAUAGUCAGCAAAGAAUUGUUACAUGGGGAUAUUCCAACAUUUCAAUGAAGGAAGUAAGUUGUUUAACGUUUCAUGCAACAGUUUCUGGUUUGCGGAAGAACCUUCAGCCAAAGAUUUAUAGUUCUGUGGCGUUUGAUCACAUGGAGGUGGCGUUGCACGAUAGUUAUGGUUCUCAAAAUUACUGGCGAGCUCGUCGUAGUAUGCGGUAUAAUUCAGAAUUAUACGAAAUCGCGAAGAAAUUUAGAGAACAAUUUCUCCAUUCCAAUGACGUAAAAGACCAAACUAUUCGAUCUUCGGAUUGGACUAAAGAAAAAGGGGAACGAAAUGCACUCGGUGGGCCGUAUUUAGCGGUUCACUUAAGAAGACGAGACUUUCUUAUUGGUCGAUCUAAAUUUAUCCCUACAAUUCCGCAUGCUGCUGUGCAGUUGAAAGAAAUAAUGGUUCGAUUAGGAUUAAAUGUUACUUUUGUCGCCACUGAUGCAGAAGAGCAUGAGUAUAGUGAACUUCAGAAGCAUCUACCAGAUUACAAGAUUUUGAAGUUCCAGCCAUCAUGGUCUAUUAGAAAAAAAUUUAAGGACGGUGGAAUUGCUAUUAUCGAUCAAAUCAUCUGCUCACAUGCUAGGUACUUUAUUGGGACAUACGAAUCGACUUUUACAUUUCGAAUACAAGAAGAUAGAGAAAUCCUAGGUUUUCCUACCGAGACUACUUUCAAUGUAUUGUGUGGGAAAGAAAAGAAAUGUUUAUUAGGAGGACAUUGGAAGAUAGUGUGGUGACAAUUAGUGUAUAAAAUAAAAACUUGCCAUAUUUUACACAACUAUAGCUUGUACUAAUAAAUCUUUUUUUAUUAUUUCAUG
This is a messenger RNA of Orussus abietinus, 1521 nucleotides long. RefSeq names its product GDP-fucose protein O-fucosyltransferase 2 (gene O-fut2). Bases 238 to 1440 code for a protein of 400 amino acids. The transcript is spliced from 8 exons. Gene Ontology annotation, biological process: protein O-linked glycosylation via fucose. The record is from RefSeq and is a predicted model, not a curated record. Lineage: Eukaryota; Metazoa; Arthropoda; Insecta; Hymenoptera; Orussidae. Gene Ontology annotation, molecular function: peptide-O-fucosyltransferase activity.